Molecule: messenger RNA, 753 nt
Organism: Anopheles marshallii
Lineage: Eukaryota; Metazoa; Arthropoda; Insecta; Diptera; Culicidae
Gene: Elp5
Product: elongator complex protein 5
Exons: 3
Coding region: 1-753 (250 amino acids)
Biological process (GO): tRNA wobble uridine modification
Cellular component (GO): nucleus; elongator holoenzyme complex; cytosol
Molecular function (GO): tRNA binding
Source: RefSeq, a predicted model, not a curated record
AUGUCAGUAACGUUUUCUCGACGUAGCAAUACCACACAGCAUAAUCGAGCGGAGUUGCUUAGCUCGAAAGCUUUACCUCAACAAAAAAUCAUCGCCAUAACCGAUAAAAUUGGAUUUGAACCCAACGCUAGCACAGUGAUAGGUAGCUGGCUGAAGGAACAGUAUGGCGAUAAUGCUUGUCCGGUUGAACUUGUACAGCAUCUGAACGGAUCGUCCAAAUUCCAGUUAAUCAUCCUAUCCAACACAGAGCGACGAUGUGAACCUAGCCAAAUAUUCAAAUACAUUGCACAGUGUAAGAAAAAUUCCAACAUCGAACACGUUUUCGUGUGGAUCGUGGAGCAAAAGCUGCAGGAAAUGUUUCUUUUGCCUUACGUCGAGCAUAUGGCCGAUACGGUUGUCACGUUCGAGGAUAGAACACAUUUGUCCCUGUUGAUAAAGAAACCCACCGGAGGAGUUACCAACAAGUACUACGAGUUCGAUACACUGAAAGGUUCGUUCACCAUCGUUGAGGUAAAACGAUCCUUCUCAACUAAACAGAGCACACGAGCGAUGGGAGUGGAUCCUCCACCGAAUCCUGCCACGCUAGGCACAUUCAAAAUUGACUUAAAGGACGAAGAGGUGGUGGCAAAGAACGCUCUAACGUUACCAUUUGAAUUCUUCAAAACUCUACCGGAAGGCGGUAAAAUCCUCUACCAUCCCGAUGCCGAAGAUGAUCUCGACGAAGAGGAUCCCGAUGAUGAUUUGUUGAUAUAA